Messenger RNA from Mustela erminea (ermine), 1670 nucleotides. It is a transcript of the gene GINM1, whose product is annotated as glycoprotein integral membrane 1. The coding region runs from base 82 to 1080 and encodes 332 amino acids. NCBI's taxonomy places the organism in Eukaryota, Metazoa, Chordata, Mammalia, Carnivora, Mustelidae. The record is from RefSeq and is a predicted model, not a curated record. The transcript has 8 exons.
CUCUCGCCCCGCCCCCGCCCCGCUCCUCGGGCUGGCUGGGCCCUCAGGUCCCGGGCGUCCGCCGCCGCUGGCCUGUCCAAAAUGGAGGGCUCUCCGCCGGCGUCGUUUGCUCUCCGGCUGCUCCUGCUCUCGGUGUUGCCGGCCGCCGGGUGGCUGAGGACAGCUACCCAGGAGCUGCCACUGCCGCCCCAAGCCCCGCAGGACAACAUCAGAAUUAACGUAACUACCCUGAAAGAUGAUGGGGAGGUAUCCAAAGAACAGGUUGUUCUUAACAUAACCUAUGAGAGUGGACAGGUAUAUGUAAAUGACUUCCCUGUAAAUAGUGGUGUAACCCGAAUAAGCUGUCAGACUUUGAUAGUGAAGAAUGGAAAUCUGGAAAAUGUGGAGGAAAAAGAAUAUCUUGGAAUUGUCAGUGUAAGGAUUUUAGUUCAUGAGUGGCCUAUGACAUCUGGUUCCAGUUUGCAACUAAUUGUCAUUCAAGAAGAGGUAGUAGAGAUCGAUGGAAAACAGGCUCAACAAAAGGACGUUACUGAAAUUGAUAUUUUAGUUAAGAACCAGGCGAUACUCAGACAUUCAAACUACACCCUACCUUUGGAGGAAAGCAUGCUGUAUUCUAUUUCCCGAGACAGCGACAUUUUAUUUACCCUUCCCAACCUCUCCAAAAAAGUAGAAGGUGUCAGCUCACUGCAGACCACCAGCCAGUAUCUCCUCAGGAAUGUGGAAACCACCGUAGAUGAAGACGCUUUCCCUGGCAAGCUACCUGAGACUCCUCUCAGAGCAGAGCCUCCAUCUUCUUACAAGGUGAUGUGUCAAUGGAUGGAAAAAUUCAGAAAAGAUCUAUGUAGGUUCUGGAGCAGUGUUUUUCCAGUAUUCUUUAUGUUUCUGAACGUCAUGGUGGUUGGAAUUAUAGGAGCACUUGUGGUAAUAACCAUCUUAAAGGUGCUCUUCCCAGUUUGUGAAUACAAAGGAACUCUUCAGUUGGAUAAAGCAAAUGUUAUACCUGUCACAGCUAUCAACUUAUUUCCAAAUAUUCCUGAGAAAAAAAGAGCAGAAAACCUUGAAGAUAAAGCAUGUGUUUAAAGCACCAUCGCAAAUCAUGGACUCUGAAUUAGUCUUUUGGCUCUAAAUUUGCCACUUGAAUAGAAUUUUCUUUAAAUCGCUAAGAAUCUGUUUAUAUACUAGGGAAGUUGCUAAACUCCUAAAACUGCCUAAAACUUGACCUUUAAAGUGACAAGUUAAAAGUCACCUUAUUCUGUAACAGGUCUGGCUAUUCAGAUGAUGAAUUAAAGAAAUUUAAAUGAAGUGGAAGAGAAGACAUGAAGAAACUUCAAACUUACCAAAAAAAAAAAGCAGGACAAAAUGCCAUGUGCCAAUACUUUUCAAGGUGCCUUUGUAAAGGAAAUUCUAUCCACUUAAUUACUAUAAUAUAUGAGACUUUAUGAAAAGCACUUUAUGAAAUUCUAAUUUAAAAGCUCAAGAAUUUAACACUUAUUUUUUUAUUCAGUUUAAUGUGCCUUUAUAUUAAGUAUGUGACUCAAUAUAAAAUCACUUAAGUGUAUCAUGAUUUGAUUAUAUCCUGUACCAAGACUACUUACCUGAAUGCACCAGGAUUUAAAAAUAGUAGUGACAUGUUCUCACUCUAAAAUAAACUUUUUUUGAGGAAAACAGUA